UGUCUGAGAUCACGCGAUCAGCAAUUUGAGGAUCAGAGAAUGGUUACAGACAGCAAGAGCCUGCUAAUCCGUUGGUUCUCGAAUCCCGUGGUGCAUCCCUCCUCGCUAUGGACCAGGCCUACAUUGACUUCUUCGCCGAAUCCAAGGCCUAGCUUUAUCAUCGUCACCGAUCAACUAACUAAAUUAAUUACAGGUCGCAGUCCCAACGCCUCCGGCCUCUCCCCUUGUGCGCCGCCCCCGGAGCCCGCAGCAGCCUGCCGUGGCCCCGUGUUUCUCCGGACCCCACUCGUCAUUAAAACAUACGGGAAGAUUACAACCCUGCUACACGCACACGCGGCUCUACACGGAAAAAUGGAAGUCCUAGAAACCAACACAGGCAAAGGCAAUCGAGCAGAGUCAGAGUCAGAGCCCUCUCUGAAGGCUCGAGCUGGAAGCCAGAAGCUAAUUAAUGGUGGAAAGCCAGUCCCCUUUCCGGCGCCGCCCUCUCCUCCUCCUCCGCUGCCGCCGCGCCUCCCGAUGCCCUCGCGCCAGCCCCCUCUUCCGGCCCCCUCCGCCUCCGCGCCGCCCCCGGCCGCCGCGCUCCUCCAGCAGCAGCACCGCCACCACCAACGCCACCUCGCCGCGAAGGCCGCGGCGAUCGUUGCGGUCGCGCUCGUGGUCGCCCUCGUGGCCGCGCUGUGGUGGCGGAGGAGGAGAAAGCGGGAGGAGGCGGAGCCAGAGGGGACCAAGGGGACCCUGCGGCGCCUGUCGUACCGGCAGCUGAGGCGCGCCACGGCCGGUUUCGCCGCGGGGAAAAAGCUCGGGCAGGGAGGGUUCGGGCCCGUCUUCCGCGGCGCUCUCUCCCCGGAGAAGGGCCGCGGAGGCAGAGGAAGGGAGCGUCCCGUCGCCGUCAAGGUCAUGGACGCCGCGGGCUCCCUCCAGGGCGAGCGCGAGUUCCACAACGAGAUCGCAGUCGCCUCCCACCUCAUGAGCUCCGUCUCCUCCUCAUCCGCCGAGGAGGCGCUCUGCUCCAACGUCCUGCUUCCGUUCGCUUACUCGAUGCCGGCGCGCGGGGGAGAGGCGCGGCGGCCACGCCGGAUGAUGCUUGUCUACGACCUCAUGCCCAACGGGUCGCUGCAGGACGCGCUGCUGGGGACGGGGUCGCGCCGCCGCCCGGACCUCGUGGCGGAAUGGCCGCGCCGGCUCGCCGUUGCGCGGGACGUGGCCGCCGCGCUCUGCUACCUCCACUCCGUCGUCAAGCCGCCGGUCGUGCACGGGGACGUCAAGGCCAGCAACGUCCUGCUCGACGCAGACCUCAGGGCCCGCCUUGCUGAUUUUGGCCUCGCCCGUUUCAGUUCCGACCCUGACCCCGAAGGCAACCCGGAGAGCGGGCUGAUUGCUGAAGGUGAUGACGGUGAUGCGAAUGGGCAUCCUGAUGGUGGAUGUGAUGAUGACGUCUCGGUGGUGGCAGAGAGCACGGUAACGACCAUAGUGAACUGGGAGGGGAAUGUUGCACCCAAGUCGCUGGAGGAUGAUGAGGGUUUUACAUCUGCAUCGCCGGCAGAGGCUGCAUCCACUUCUGGGUUUGAUAAGACCAGCGUUGACAGUGGUAUGAACAGCCGGAGCUGCAAUGGUGGCUCAUGUACUGGUGGCGCCACCACAUCAGGCACUGGGAAUGACUGGUGGUGGCGGCAGGACAAUGGUGCACCAAAUAGCGGUGUUAAGGACUAUGUCAUGGAGUGGAUUAGAUCGGAGAUAAAAAAGGAACGCCCCAAGGGUGAUUGGAUUGCAGGGACAGCUGUAACCAAUCCAGUUGCCGAGAGGAAGAAGUCGAAGCGAAGGGCACGAGAAUGGUGGCGUGAGGAUUAUGUUGAUGAGCUCGCCAAGAAGCAGAAACGGCGGGCACUUGCCAAAUCAAAGAGCCAGCAGGUUGGGUUGCAAUGGUGGGAAAGGGAUAUUGAUGAUGAUUUGGAUGAGAAGGGGCAGUCAAAGUGGAAUUUGGUAAAGAGCUGGAGCCGGAGGAGCAGCAAUAGCACCAGUAAUGGCAAUGGCAGCAUUAACUGGUGGGUAAAUGGUGCAAGAAGCAGCCGUGACUGGGCAAGCGGAGAAUUAAUUCCCAAGAGUGGUGGUACAGUGAGCAGCACGCCGAGCAUGCGCGGCACGGUGUGCUAUGUGGCUCCAGAGUAUGGUGGCGGAGGCCCUUUAUCGGAGAAAUGUGACAUCUACAGCUACGGGGUCCUAUUACUUGUUCUUAUUUCCGGUCGCCGGCCAUUGCAGGUAAUGGCGUCACCCAUGUCGGAGUUUGAGAAGGCAAGCCUUAUAUCAUGGGCCAGGCACCUUGCACGUGCCAGCCGCUUGCUUGAUCUAGUUGACCCUGCCCUGUGUGAUGUUAACCGUGACGAGGCACUGCUCUGCAUUACGGUUGCACUGCUCUGCAUCCAGAGGUCUCCAGCUCGUCGCCCAUCGAGUGAGGAAGUGCUCCAGAUGCUCUCUUGUGAGGGAGAACUCCCAAACCUCCCACUGGAGUUCUCACCAUCACCACCUGGUGGCUUCCCUUUCAAGUCCCGGAGAAAUGUUCGGUGAGUUUGUUUAGGUUCUUGCUUAGGUGCAAAAGGUAGCAUUAACCUUAUGCCUUUAUGUAUGCUACCUCAUGUAUACCUUCGUAGUUUAUCUUCUUUUUCACUUACUAGUAUAAAAAUCUCACUAGAUGUGAAAAAGGUAAUGGAAAUCUCAAUUCACAUUUGAAAAGAACUAAGGGAAAUGGAGGUGACUUUAGUGACCCUAUGGAGUGGGGAGUAUGCGUUCUAUGCUGAUAUGUCGUGUGACAUCUUUUUGUUGGACACACCUAGAAGGUAGUGCUUUAUGGACCCACACGAAUUUGGUGGGUGGUGUUGUCUCGUCCUCUCCUGAAAAUCCAUUAUGUUGAGCUACUAUGCCUACUUGUAUGGUGGAUUCAAGCUUUUGCUGUUCUGAUU
Molecule: messenger RNA, 2954 nt
Organism: Setaria italica (foxtail millet)
Lineage: Eukaryota; Viridiplantae; Streptophyta; Magnoliopsida; Poales; Poaceae
Product: receptor-like serine/threonine-protein kinase At2g45590
Exons: 1
Coding region: 40-2562 (840 amino acids)
Biological process (GO): protein phosphorylation
Molecular function (GO): protein kinase activity; ATP binding
Source: RefSeq, a predicted model, not a curated record